AGAUACACCGGGAGUCGUCGAGUAUUUCUCCAUGUCACAGUAUGAGGGAUUGUGACGAGCAGCCAUUCUGUAUGUCUAUGCAAAUGCACACGGUGUUUGCCUCUCUGGAUGCUUCUGUCGAUACAUCUUUGUUACCUGAGACAUCACAAAACAGUUAUGCGCCUCGGUCUGAAGUAUCUUAAAUAGCGUGGUAAAGAGUCGUCGCAUGCAUUUGAGUAUUCCGAUUGCUGGUUGCGUCUCCUUCUCUUCCCUCCGGCCUUUCCUCUCCUUCGCGCUGCCACGAUGUCUUUGUGCGCGGCUUCUCUCCACUCUGACUUCCGACCGCCUGCCUCUGUUGUUCUUUCUGUGCUCGAACACAAGAGUUGUGGUGCUGUAAAUGGAUGCGAAUUGAAGAGUUUUUCUUCUUCAAUUUUACUCUUUGCCCUUGCCCGCACAAGUACGGCCACAAACGCUUCGUCUCUGAUGUAGCGUCGAAACGAUCCUUGGCAUUACACUUCACAUCUUCCGGCGCCCGUGGCUUCGAUACUCGUCAGGCUUUUUCUGUCUCUCUUUCCUGUGUUUUUCAGCGUCACGCAAUCUGUGAGGCUCCUCGCUUCCUUCGCCUUCUCUCCAGGGAGUGCUCCACCUUUUAGCCAUAUGGAGGCAGGCGCGAUGGGGGGCUCUUCGUUCCUCAGUUUCUCCUCAGGUCCUUCCGCAGAAACCUCGCCGAGCUCGCUCUCUCCUCCGACCUCUUCUUCUCCGUCCCCGUCUCCUCAACUGGUUUCUGAUUCGGUAGAGUCGCUGCAUGCUAAGCGGCCGCUUGCACAGUCGUCGCGGUCUUCCUCUCGGACAGCUGCGUCGACAUGUUUCUGCUGGCAAGGAGAGGGUCAGGAGAACGAGGCGGCUCCGACGAUAUCCCAGGAGGAAAGAAGGGGAGGGUCAAUGACUGCUGCGUCAGCAGGUCAUCUGGAAACUGCGAGAGAAGAAGCGGCAAGGUGUUUAGGAUGUUCGUACACCGGAGAGGAGCGUCGGGGCGCGAGUUCCGCGACGUCUGUCUUGUCUCUUGGAGGCGAGCGAGGACGUCCUCCGUCUCGGAGUUCAUCUCUCUGGACAUUUUCAGGUCUUCUCUCUCCUCUCGCGUUCAGGUCGCGUCGCUGUUGUCCUCAAUUUUCCUCUUCUUCGUCUCCCUUGUCUCCCCUCCCCCAUCCGCGUGGAGCUCCUGCGUCUGCUUGCGGGUCCGCAGUAAUAACAGACCGUGCGGGGAGGCCGGCUUCGCCGCUGUCUUUUUCUCGUCUAGCUUCGCCCGUGAGUGAUCCUUCGGGUGUAUGUCCACCGCGUGUGGUCGCGGCGCGCGUUUGGCGUCUCCUAUCUUCCGUUCUCUUCUCUCUCGUCAACUGCGCGCGUCUGUUUCCCCGGCGCCUUUCUCGACGUCCCGACCCGUUGAGGAAACCGCGUGCUCAGGUCUGGAGCGCGUCUUCUCGCUCACUUCAGGCUCUGCUCCUCGCGACUGUCGCUCUCUUCGCUGCCUGUUCCUCUCUCCACGGCUCUUCUCUCCUUGGCGCCCAAGCCGCGUCUCCGACGCCGCCCUUCCUCUCUCUUUCUUCGUCGCCUCGGUCUCUCGCAAGCGACUCAGCGAAGAAAGGAUCCAACGCUCCCGAGCAGAGCAGGGAACAGAGAGGAGAGCGCGAGGGAGAACGUCAGCGUCCUGACAAGGGAGAAGAAAACGGAGAGACGGAAGAGACAUUUCCGGCAGCGUCAGGAGUCGUCCCCGCCCCUGGACUGAAGGUCGCCGAUCUGCCCAGAACAGGACCCCCAGUAGAUCUCCUCGGACUGCCAAUUAGAAAAAAAGUUUUCAGAGCUCGACUGUACGGCAGCAUGUUCAGCUACGCUUAUUAUUUCCUCGACAUUCUCGUGGGGACCCCGCCGCAACGUGCGUCUGUCAUUCUUGACACCGGAAGUUCUCUCCUCGCCUUCCCAUGCGCCGGCUGCAGCGAGUGUGGGCAGCACUUGGACCCGGCGAUGGACACGAGCCGAAGCGCGACGGGCGAGUGGAUCGACUGCAAAGAGCAAGAAAGAUGCUUCGGCUCUUGCAGCGGAGGCACCCCGCUCGGAGGCUUGGGAGGCGGCGGCGUCAGCAGCAUGCGCAGGUGUAUGUACACGCAAACGUACAGCGAGGGCAGUGCGAUUCGCGGCAUCUACUUCUCGGACGUCGUUGCCCUUGGCGAAGUCGAGCAAAAGAAUCCCCCCGUCCGAUACGACUUUGUCGGGUGUCACACACAAGAAACGAACUUGUUUGUCACGCAGAAGGCCGCAGGCAUUUUCGGAAUUUCUUUUCCUAAGGGUCACCGACAGCCGACGCUGCUGGACGUGAUGUUCGGCCAUACAAACCUCGUCGACAAGAAGAUGUUUUCCGUCUGCAUCUCAGAGGACGGAGGGCUGCUGACAGUUGGAGGCUACGAACCUACGCUGCUGGUAGCGCCUCCGGAGUCCGAGUCGACUCCUGCGACGGAAGCGCUGAGACCUGUCGCAGGAGAAAGCGCGUCGAGAAGGAUUUCUGAAAAGACUUCGCCUCACCAUGCGGCGCUCCUCACCUGGACAAGCAUCAUUUCACACUCCACCUACCGCGUUCCUCUUUCCGGGAUGGAGGUCGAGGGUCUUGUGCUGGGAAGCGGCGUUGACGACUUUGGAAACACCAUGGUUGACUCUGGAACGACGUAUUCGUAUUUCCCGCCGGCAGUGUUCUCGCGGUGGCGUUCGUUUCUAAGUCGUUUUUGUACGCCGGAGUUGUUCUGCGAGAGAGAGCGCGAUGGUCGCCCGUGCUGGCGAGUGUCGCCAGGGACGGAUUUGAGUUCGAUAUUCCCUCCGAUCAAAGUCUCUUUUGGCGACGAAAAAAACUCGCAAGUCUGGUGGUGGCCAGAAGGCUACUUGUACCGGCGAACGGGAGGAUAUUUCUGUGACGGGCUCGACGACAACAAAGUCAGCGCCAGCGUCUUGGGACUUUCCUUCUUCAAAAACAAACAAGUGCUCUUCGACCGAGAGCAAGACCGCGUCGGCUUCGCCGCUGCCAAGUGUCCUUCCUUCUUCCUCGAUCAGAGGCCGCGGGGGCCGGACUCAGGCGAUGGACCGAAGGGGAGACCGACCGCGCCUUUUACUGUGCCUCCUUUACGUGUGCCGGUGCCCAUGGACGGCGGCGGAGUUCCGGGGGACGCGAAGCAGCCAGAAGGUCUGCCAUUAUCCCCUCAACAGCUGUGGGUGGCGGCAGCGCUGGUUGUCGUAGCGAUCCUGAUCGCCGUCACUGUCAUUCUCCUUCACACCAUCAAACGGCCCUCCAGGAGCUCUGCUGUCGUCCCUGCGCCCUCGGCGCCUCGCCUGCCUUUUGCCCAGAAUUCAAAGUCUGCGGGCCGCUUCGCGCGCGGACUCGGACACGGCGCGCUGGGGGUCGGGAACCCGGUGUAUGUACAGCGCACGCAGAGGUACCGCGAGGUGCAGGAGGCGCAGCCUCACACUGCAGACGCGUACUACGACGUUGAGGAAGACCGAUUCACUGGAGAAGACGAUGGAGACUUCUUUGGGGACGACUCGGUUCCCUCUGCUGAGGAACAGGAGACAGCGCCUUCGCUGUCUCUUCGAGAAGAAAGCUCGCCGUUCUCGGCGUCUCAAUCGACUCUUCUGGAUCUGCCUCUUGGCGGAGAGUAGGCCGAGCGCGCCGAUCCGUUUAUCCCAAAAACGAAUGGUUGAACGAAUAUGGUGCAGAAUAGGAAAGGCCUCGGCGCCUGCGACUCUUUAGCGUAGCCUGCGCUUCUGUAGCGACUUCUAUGCGUGCGCCAGUGUCUUUCGCACUUGGAGGAAAAAGAGCGAAAAGAAGCAGCGCAGCCGUGAAAAGAUACUCCACAGAGACGCAGGAGAGAAGACUGUGCAGCGACUGAGUCGAGGACUCAGGUGGAAAAGGCGUUCGCGUAGGAAGAAAGGGAAGCGACCGCAGCGCCUCGCUACUGCGAAGCAUUUGAGUGUACAUCCACUUGCCGUAGCCCCGCCGUUGGCGCAUAGGCGGUUGUGGAAAGCCGACGGCUCACGGAUGGGCGCAUUUGUAGCACCGGGAACUCGCAUGUGCAUAGCAUCGCACACGACGGCGAAGAGCCGGGAAUUUGUCAGCGUUUGUGUGCGGGCAAUAGACGAUUUCGUGUAGAAAUGUGGAGUCGCCACACAGAUAUGCACCCGUACCUUUGUGCAGGGUAGGAGGAAGUGUGAGGCGUCCACUUUCGCGCUUCACUCACGCCGCUCUGCACAGCCACGUGCGCCAUUCCAGAUGUCGCGAGUAGUAGGGAACGAAUCAAGAAGAGGAUAAGUCCUUGGUCUUGUUCGUGAAGACGGUGGCGUAUUCGGAUAGCGCGCUUGGUGGUCCCGGCGGACUUUUAGGUGUGUGCAUUCGGAACUGCGUUUCUUGCGGAUCUGUCGAUACGCAUGUGUAGAGGAAGGCGCAUUUUCUUGUGGCUUUAUCAGCGCAUCAGUUCGUGGAGACGCACAUUUAAACAGGUGUCUCCCGCCGCGAAUCUUCUCCGUCCAGUGUCAUGUGUGUGCGGGAGUGUAGCGAGAUUCGCAUCGUUUGGGGAAACGAAUUUUUCCCGAGUUUUUCUGUAUAUCUCCACAUCGAGGGGCGAAGCUCACCGUCCAAUUCGUUUCUGUGUCUUCCGCUGCAUGCGCGGGGUGCGUGGUGGUAAUUCUUUUCAAGGUUGACUGGGAGGAUGCUUUUCAAGGCGUAUCGCUUGCUGUCUCUCGGAGGCUGUGUCAGUUCCUCUCGAACCUCCCCACGCUGCCAGCAGCUCACCUAGUUCGGUUGCAAGCGCUGGGUCAUGGGGAAAAGAAACAAUAAAGACCCUAUUUUUUAUGUCUGGCGAAUUCAAA
This is a messenger RNA of Toxoplasma gondii ME49, 4881 nucleotides long. RefSeq names its product aspartyl protease ASP5 (gene ASP5). The coding region runs from base 637 to 3675 and encodes 1012 amino acids. Lineage: Eukaryota; Apicomplexa; Conoidasida; Eucoccidiorida; Sarcocystidae. Gene Ontology annotation, biological process: proteolysis. The record is from RefSeq and is a predicted model, not a curated record. The transcript is spliced from 10 exons. Gene Ontology annotation, molecular function: aspartic-type endopeptidase activity.